UCUAGGUUUUCAUCAUGAAUAUCUCGGUGCAAGUUCGUCUUUGGGUUUGGGUCUGCUCCCUGAUGUUUGUUGGACGUUGCACUUCUCUGACUUUCUGCGAUUAUUGCUACUGUGACACCCCCGACAUAUGGUGCAGCGGAGUCAACUUCCACGAAGCCUUAAACCAUACUGUUCCAAGUCGUGUCGCCAGUCAUACAGAGUUCCUUAAUGUGAAUACAUUUGACGGCAAGAUGAUACUGGCCAACGAUACACUUAGUGUCUUUCCUGCCGUACAAAGGCUUUCGAUAAGUACUUACCAAGUCUCUUUCGUAGAUCAAUUUGUUUUUGAGGGGCUUUACGAGUUAUCAUACAUUUAUUUGGAAAUGAACAAUCUUCAUGAAAUACCAAGUGAAGUUCUUUUCCACUUGAGAACCUCUCUGAAGGAGCUGCAUCUGGUAAAUCAACGUCUUCGUAACAUCCCGUCAAAUGCGUUUGCGGAAUUAGUCAACCUCCAAGAAUUGACUAUUACCUAUAACCUAAACUAUCUUGAUAUAUCACCCGAUGCGUUUAAUGGUCUUGCGAAAUUAACAGGCCUUUGCUUAUCGAGUUGUAACAUUCGACAUUUACCUAACACAACCUUCUCGGGGUUACAUACCCUACAGGAAUUAGACCUUAGUUACAAUCGCGUAGUUGAAGUACCGACUGCGAUUCAAACCCUCAAAUCUCUCAUGAAGUUGGACCUCUCUCACAAUACACUUUUGGUCAAUCCAAUGGACUUGAUGUUCUUGAGAAGUACGACUAAGCUGCAGAAACUCCAAAUGAGGUACUGUGCUAUUUCUAAAAUAUCACCAGACGCUGUUGAUAACCUCAAAGCAUCUCGAGAUCUAAUGGUCGCGAAUUUCGAUGGAAAUCCGUUCAAAUGUACAGAGGAUCUUUGCUCUUUCGCAAGCUGGUAUGUUAGUCUGCCGGGGCCGAGUACAACUACACGAAGUCCUAACUUCAUCCCUUUUAUCACCCUAAGUCCUCCUCCAGGAAAGGGGCCAUAUCAAUGUGACAACUAUGGCAAGCCCCUCAAGGACUUCUUCAGUGAGUCUUGUCUACCCAUCAAGCCUGAUCCUAGCCCAUCCAUUUUUCCUCCUAGUGAAACACCGUGGCAUGUGGUAAUAAUUGCUGUCACUGUCAUCCUCGUCGCGUUCGUCGUCACCAUCGUAUCAUUCGUCGUUUGGAAGUUCAGGUUGAUAAACUUCUAUCAUCACCGCCUAGGGAUUUCCUUUCAGCGCCAUGUCGAUUACGGAGCUGUGGGAGACAACAACCAUGAAUAUGUUUAUGACGCCUACGUCAGUCAUCACGAUGACGACAAGUCAUUCGUCCAAGAUGAGAUGCUUCCUCGUCUCGAAGACGAAAACGGCUUCGAUCUCUGCCUCUCCUUCCGCAACUUCCGUCUGGGUUCCAACAUUCUGAGGAAUGUGUCUUCGGCUCAGGAUGUCAGUCGUGCCAUCAUAUUCAUCAUCAAUGAACGCUUCAUGCAGAAUGGCCAGUGUAAGCUGGAGCUUGAGAUGGCUUCGACGAGGAUGCUGGAAGACGAAACGGGACACGAAGGACAACGUCUCAUCAUUAUCCUGAUGGAAGUCCUCGCUCCCGAAUUGGUGAACAGCACCCUGAGGGUACUUCUAAACCAUGUUGCUUAUCUCGAGUGGGAUCCUGUUGCAGAAGAAAGAUGUUGGGGUCAACUCAUUGCUACUCUGGAUACGUUGGUGCCAGAAAGGAAUACCAACAAUGAAGAGGGUGCCGACGAGGAGCGAGAUGACGGCGACCAAGCGGACGAUAACGAACACGACGAAGAUCAAACUGUUUGAUUAGGAGUCUAUUCGGGCUUGAAU
This is a messenger RNA of Strongylocentrotus purpuratus (purple sea urchin), 1859 nucleotides long. RefSeq names its product toll-like receptor 4. The record is from RefSeq and is a predicted model, not a curated record. Gene Ontology annotation, molecular function: transmembrane signaling receptor activity; protein binding. The transcript has a single exon. Gene Ontology annotation, cellular component: membrane. Gene Ontology annotation, biological process: inflammatory response; immune response; toll-like receptor signaling pathway. Bases 15 to 1835 code for a protein of 606 amino acids. NCBI's taxonomy places the organism in Eukaryota, Metazoa, Echinodermata, Echinoidea, Camarodonta, Strongylocentrotidae.